AUGACGACGCAAUCGUUAGACAGGAAGUUGCGUUCACCGAACAACGACACCGAUCGUUCGGCGGUUUUGUGCAACAAAUACGCGUUGGAUGUGUUGGAGAAGGAAUUGCGACACUGGCAGGAAAAGAAUAACGACCCAGGCAGUGCGAGCGAAUCGCGAGUGAAAGCAGAGGAGAACCGAGAAAACGGGGAGAAACAAGGGGAAGCACCAUUAGUGACGAGGUCGUUGCCCAGAAGAUGCUUAUCCAUGGAAGGUGCGACCAGCAACUACAGAACGAACCUGGCACCGCCUUUACGACCGUCGUCCAUUUACUUGGAACUAGAGAACUCCAGGAGGUCCCAGGUUUCAAAAACCAGGCGUUAUAGAACCAAUUACCCCAUUGCUCGAUCCUAUAGAAGAGACACGUUGGAUCUGACGUCUUCGACCGGGUUCCCUCUACACAGACAAACGUACGUGGAUGAUUUUGACUCGGAUUAUGAGUAUUACGUCAACGACGAUCAAGAGAGACAACCGAUAAAACCGGUCCCGAUCUGGCUUUGUGUCUUCCUGGUGGUUAGCUACAUUUUCGGUGGAGCCUUCUUGUUCAGUGCAUGGGAACACUGGCCGUUUCUCGAUUCUGCGUACUUCUGCUUCAUCACUCUCACUACUAUU
Heterotrigona itama is the source of this 651-nucleotide messenger RNA. Lineage: Eukaryota; Metazoa; Arthropoda; Insecta; Hymenoptera; Apidae. The record is from the annotation of a GenBank genome assembly.